Molecule: messenger RNA, 708 nt
Organism: Phacochoerus africanus (Common warthog)
Lineage: Eukaryota; Metazoa; Chordata; Mammalia; Artiodactyla; Suidae
Gene: ATP5PF
Product: ATP synthase peripheral stalk subunit F6
Exons: 6
Coding region: 295-621 (108 amino acids)
Biological process (GO): proton motive force-driven ATP synthesis
Molecular function (GO): proton transmembrane transporter activity
Source: RefSeq, a predicted model, not a curated record
AAGGCCCCGGAACGAAGCCGGUCCGCGCGGGCCCGCGCUCCCCUCCUCCCCCGCGGCCGCACUCACCCGCUCCGGAUUCGGCCCCGUCGCCCCCGCCCGCACUCCAGAGCCGGCUGAGAACGGCAGCGGCGCGGGCUCCACGUGCAGCGUCUCUCCCGGCACCCCCGGGUCCGGGACUACAACUCCCAGCAGGUUGUGCGAAACGGACACCCUAGGCUACGGGGGCUCGCGAGGCACAGAGCCGUCCGGUCGCAGACUGUCUCCGAGACGCUUCCUGUCCGUAGCAGAAUCACCAUGAUUCUUCAGAGGCUCUUCAGAUUGUCCUCUGUCAUUCAGUCUGCGGUCUCGGUCUGUUUGAGGAGAAACAUUGGUGUUACGGCGGUGGCAUUUAAUAAGGAGCUUGAUCCUGUGCAGAAGCUCUUCGUGGACAAGAUUAGAGAAUACAGAACUAAGCGACAGACAUCUGGAGGACCUGUUGAUGCUGGCCCUGAGUAUCAGCAAGACCUCGACAGGGAGCUUUUUAAGCUUAAGCAAAUGUAUGGUAAAGCAGACAUGAAUACGUUCCCUAACUUCACAUUUGAAGACCCCAAAUUUGAAGCCGUCGAAAAACCACAGUCCUGAAGAAAUAAUGUAAAAUUUAUCUGGUAAUUCGUUAGAUUAGUCGUACAACUGAUCAGACGUAUCAAAAUAAAUGUACAUUUCACAACA